CCCGUGUUAAACAAUAUUCCUCAGUCUGCUGAGUGGAGGAGAUGAAGGAAAUGGAAUGUGACAGCAAAGUCCUGUGCUGUAUAUAAGGCAGCAGCAGGACUGCAUCAGUCCACAGUCUGAGUCCACACGGUCUGGGAUAAAACGCUCACAGUCCAGGCGCUCCGGGUCCAGACGCUCCAGGUCCACUUUGACAGCAUCAUGCAACUCUUGGCUCUCUUGUGUACAGUGGGUUUGCUGCUGGAAGAAGUGCACACAUGGGGCUUCAGAAAUGGAAUAUUUCAUAAUUCUAUAUGGCUGGAGCAAGCAGCUGGCGUUUACCACCGGGAAUCACGGAAAGGAAGAUACCAGCUGACGUAUAAAGCAGCCAAAGCUGUGUGCAAAUAUGAGGGAGGGCACCUGGCCACUUACGAACAGCUGGAGGCAGCUCGCAAAAUAGGGUUCCAUGUGUGUUCUGCUGGCUGGUUUGACCAGGGACGUGUUGGCUAUCCCAUCGUCAAAUCCGGUGCCAACUGUGGCCUUGGGAAGGUGGGCAUCAUUGACUAUGGCUACAGGCUUAACAAAAGUGAGAGAUGGGACGUGUACUGCUAUAACCCAAAGUCUAAGGAGUGUGGUGGCGUGCUGACUGAAGAGCAGAGAAUCAUUCACUCUCCCGGAUUCCCUGAUGAAUACCAGGAUCAACAGAUCUGCUACUGGCACAUCAGGGUGCGCCUUGGCCAGAAGAUCCGUCUGCACUUUAUGGACUUUGAUGUGGAGGAUGACCCUGCUUGUCUUGCAGACUACCUGGAGGUGUAUGACAGCUAUGAUGAUGUCUCAGGCUUUGCUGGGAGGUUCUGUGGUGAUUCUUUGCCAGAUGACAUCAUCAGCACAGGAAACGUGAUGACACUAAAGUUCCUGUCUGAUGCUUCGGUGACAGCAGGCGGCUUCGAAUUACAAUACUCCGUCUUCAACUGACUGCUUCUACCUCACAACCCUACCAACUAUUUCCACUUUUCAAACACUGCCAUA
This is a messenger RNA of Thalassophryne amazonica, 1005 nucleotides long. RefSeq names its product tumor necrosis factor, alpha-induced protein 6 (gene tnfaip6). NCBI's taxonomy places the organism in Eukaryota, Metazoa, Chordata, Actinopteri, Batrachoidiformes, Batrachoididae. The record is from RefSeq and is a predicted model, not a curated record. Bases 199 to 951 code for a protein of 250 amino acids. The transcript is spliced from 6 exons. Gene Ontology annotation, molecular function: hyaluronic acid binding. Gene Ontology annotation, biological process: cell adhesion; negative regulation of inflammatory response.